CAGUGAAUCAGUGACAUUUUCAAAGUGGUGAUGUGAGACAUGAGAACCCUUAAAAGGUUGUCUCUACCAACUGGACUGUUACCUCGGAGCAUCUUGAGUUCUGUCUAGUUCAUAACUUUGGUGAUCCUCUGCAACAACAAUGGGUGACGAGGUUGUUUUGUUGGAUACAUGGGCCAGCAUGUUUGGGAUGAGGGUUAGGAUUGCAUUGGCUGAAAAGGGUGUUAAGUAUGAGUACAAGGAAGAGAAUCUUCCAAUUAGCAAGAGCCCUUUGCUUCUGCAAAUGAACCCAGUUCACAAGAAAAUCCCAGUUCUUAUCCAUAAUGGAAAACCCAUAUGUGAAUCUGCUAUUAUUGUUCAGUACAUAGAUGAGGUUUGGAAUCACAAUCCUUCACUCAUGCCCUCUGACCCUUACCAGAAAGCUCAAGCAAGAUUCUGGUUUGAUUACAUUGACAAAAAGGUUUAUGAUACUUGGAGGAAAAUGUGGCUUUCUAAAGGAGAGGAGCAUGAGGCAGGGAAGAAUGAGUUGAUCUCAAUCUUUAAACAACUUGAGGAGACACUUGGUGACAAACCUUUUCAUGGGGGUGACACUUUUGGGUUUGUUGAUGUUGGUCUCAUCCCUUUCUAUAGCUGGUUUUAUACUUUUGAGACGUUUGGUAACUUCAAAAUGGAAGCAGAGUGUCCUAGUUUGAUGGCUUGGGUCAAGAGAUGCAUGCAGAGAGAGGCUGUGUCCAAAACUCUUCCUGAUGGGAAGAAGGUGUAUGAUUUUGUUGUGGCCGUUCAGAAAGCACUUGGAUUGGAAUAAAGGGACUCAUGAACCAAACUAUAAAAGAUUUGCAAGUUAAACAUGGUAUUGUAGGUCUCGUGUAAUUUUAUGUUAUGUUUGUUAGGCUUGGUUUACUUAUGGUUUGGUAGAUACUUGAGUGUGUCUACUAAGAUUUGGAGUUGAGUAGGGAUGAAUGUUGUUAUGUUUGGUUGAAGUUGUGACUUCAUGAUUAAUAAAAAGCUCAUG
Molecule: messenger RNA, 1009 nt
Organism: Gastrolobium bilobum
Lineage: Eukaryota; Viridiplantae; Streptophyta; Magnoliopsida; Fabales; Fabaceae
Product: glutathione S-transferase 3-like
Exons: 2
Coding region: 140-802 (220 amino acids)
Biological process (GO): glutathione metabolic process
Cellular component (GO): cytoplasm
Molecular function (GO): glutathione transferase activity
Source: RefSeq, a predicted model, not a curated record